CUGUUAACACUCGGAUUUUCUUCUUCCAGUGGCACUGUUUCGGAGCAUUUCGAAUCUCUCUGCUGUGCUGUACUUCUUUCGGCACUUGUGACGGGUAAACGCGGGUCAUCACGUAUUUAUCUUCCCGAAAGGGAAGUGGCACUGUUUUCGGAGCAUUUCGAAUCUCUCUGCUGUGCUGUACUUCUUUCGGCACUUGUGACGGGUAAACGCGGGUCAUCACGUAUUUAUCUUCCCGAAAGGGAAGGUGCUAAGCGUGGUCUAGACGUGAUAAAAGAUAGACGCUUGCUUCUUACAACAGCUACUUCUUAUUUGGAAAAGUUGAAUUAUGCUACUGUGAAAUUCUCCUUCUCGGAUUUCUGGGACGGUCGCAUGGUUAUCGGUAUCUUCGACGCCAUAUGUGCUGCCGAUCCAAUUUUGCCAUAUCGUGUACAAGAAGAUUUCGCUCGAUUGCAUACAGCAGCAGCUCUUAAGUUACCCAUCCCAACUGAUACAUCCGAGAAGCUCCUCGAUCCGUUACCCGAGGCCGAAGAUCCUUUGUCAUCCCUUCCCCUUCUUUACACCGUUAAGUCUCCCUUACUAGAGAAGUACAUCCCCGAAUGGAAAACAGCCCAUUCAGACAAAAUUAUCGAAGAUGGGCGUCAACACGAUUACGUUGCACUUUUGCAAGAGAAAUUGUCGUGGAAAUUGAGGCCCAUUGAGGAGGAUUUCACGAAAGCUGAAGUGAUUACUGAUGAAUGGCAAAAGAAAAGAGCGAACAAAGCACGUCAGUACUUGAGCAGAUGGUAUGAAAUGUUUGCAAACUCACUAGAAGGGCGUGGGUCCAAUCUUCUUGUGGAUUUCUCUCGAGUUCCAAAAGGAUUUGCGCAAGCAGUCGCUGAUGAGCCAACCGAAAAUGCAGCGAAGAAGGGCGGAAAGGCGUGGUCUGGACAGAAAGGUGGUGGUGGUGGAAAGAAGGGCGCGAAGGAGCCUCCCAAGUCUAAGAAGGAUCUCAUCCUGGAAGCCAACAAGAAGGCAAAAGAUGUCAAAUUGGUUGAAAGCGAGAAAAACAAAAUCAAGUUUGCUUCGCAGCAGGGCAAGAAGGCUGUGGUUUUCCUCGAGCGCACUUACAGUACGCUAGAACUCCCAGAGUCGAAAGCAUUGUGUGCGUUUGAAAUCUUGACAAGAGUGGGGCGCGAUUUAUUGAGUCGACUCACUGGACCGGAAAACUUGGAAAGAAGAAGAGUGGAAGGAGUUCAGUUUGUUGGCUGGCUGAAAGACUGUUUCGUGAGUCACUGGGCUCAUCUAGACAACAAGCAAAAAGAUCACGUUGUUGAUCUGUGGGCGACGUUGGGCUUCGAAGUGCCGCCUGGAAUGAAAGCAUCUGCUGAAGGAAAAAUGAAGCGACUGGACCUAGGCCUGAACAUGGUUUAUUAUCAACUAGAGUAUGGCGGUGAGCUGAUCGACAUCCAGUCGGAUCCCAGAAAAGACGAUCGUGUCACUGGUUUCAAUCCCGACGCAUGGCAGCGACGAAUGCUUGAUUCCGUAGAUCGCGGCAAUUCCGCUGUCAUAGUUGCACCCACAUCAGCUGGUAAAACUUUCGUGUCGUACUACUGUAUCGAGAAAGUUUUACGAAAUAGUGAUGAUGACGUUGUUGUUUAUGUUUCACCAUCUAAAGCUCUGAUCAAUCAGGUUUGCGGAUCAGUGUAUGCUCGUUUCCGGAACAAGAGCAUGACUCGAGGAAGAUCGCUGUUUGGAACUUUGAAUCCUGAGCAUUCUCUUAAUCCACUGGCAUGUCAGGUGCUGGUGACAGUACCCGAAUCUUUGGAAGCGCUUAUGCUAUCGACCAAUCCAAAAGUGCAGGAGUUUGUUUCACACAUUAAAUAUGUCGUGUUUGAUGAGGUACACUCCAUCGGCGCAUCGAAUGAAGCACACAUAUGGGAGCAUUUGCUUCUGCUUAUACAGUGCCCUUUCCUUGCCCUGUCAGCUACAAUUGGAAAUGCUGCGAAAUUGCAUGCAUGGUUGGAUAGUGCCGAACAAAGCAAGACUGAUCGUAAACGGAGGGUUGAGCUCAUCAUCCAUCAAGAACGUUACUCAGAGCUGGAGCUAUCCAUUGUAAGAGUGCCAAAGCCUCAACCUAUUGAAAGCAUGAUAAAUGGAGAAGAAGUUGUUGGCAAAGUGGCGGAGACAUCGCCUCCUGAACAGAUUGAAGGCAGUAUUCUUCAACAGUUCAUGCCGUAUGGCCUCUUCAUGCCUGAGAAAAUUCGGAUGUUUGGUAUUCCUGACGAUCAGCAACUUACUGCCAGACAAGUGCUUCAAUUAUAUACAACAAUGGCACAGGUCGAUGAGAAAACUAAGAAAGAAUUCGAACCUUGCCGUUACUAUGGCUAUAAAGCAUCUGAACCGUUCUGGUUGUCACGUGCAUCGCUUCGAAAACUUGAAUCUGAUUUGAAAAAGCGACUGCUGCAGUGGUUGAAUGAAGACGAGGAGAAGAUGAAGAAGGUCAUUGCCAUUUUAUCCAAACCCAUCGAUGAGCAGUUGCAGCAUAGAGCAGUUCCAUUCAACAAGCCAAAAUUGGCUCUCGACAGUAUUGUCCGAUUGGUCGAUGAGAUGAAUGAAAAGAACAUGCUGCCGGCGAUGUGUUUCAAUGACGAUCGAAAUGUUUGCGAAUCGUUAGCUAUUCGACUUGCAGAAGAACUGGAAGCAAGAGAAACGGCUUUCAUGAAUAGUGCUGAAUUCAAGACUAAGUAUGCUAUAAAAGACGAAGAUAAAUAUCUCAAAUUGGCGAAACGAAAGCGAGAUAUGGAAGAGAAGAAAAAAGCGGCUAAGAAAAAGGGAGGUAAGGGUGACGAUGACGAGAAGGACAAGAAAGAUGAUGACGGACCUCAACCCGAUGAGGAAGCCGAUCCAUUCGCAGCCCAGCGAGCAAGGCUUAAGCAAGUCCUGUCAAGAUUCCGAUUGCGCGGUCGCGGUGAAGAAGACCCAGACGUGUAUGAAAAAAUGGUGGAUAGAAUGAAAAAGGGAGCAAGAGGAAGGGAAAGCACAAGGAUACUGCUCCGUCUCUUCGAGAGAGGAAUCGGAUACCAUCAUGGCGCUCUCAACAACGCCGAGAAAGGAGCUGUUGAGGUGCUUUAUCGAAGUGGACAUUUGGCAAUAAUCUUCACUACAUCGACACUUGCUCUUGGUGUGAACAUGCCUUGUAAGACGGUAAUGUUCGGUGUAGAUACGCCAUUCCUUACGCCUCUUAUGUUCCGUCAAAUGAGUGGUCGUGCUGGACGACGUGGUUUCGAUCACUCAGGAAAUGUGUGCUUUAUGAGCGUGCCGACAAGUAAAAUGCGCCGGCUUCUCACAGCGUCUCUAUCAACUCUACAAGGAAAUCCACCGUUUUCUACCUCGUUUAUACUUCGGGCAUUGUCGUAUGUUCACCACAAGGACCUUUUGAGUGAGGAUCGCACCACAACGAUUUCGACAUUCUCUCAGCGAGCAAAGAGUGUUUUGUCGCUGCUGCAAAAUUCGUUCUCGCUGUUCACUAGGCACGAGGCUGAAAAUGGAGCUCUUCAAAGACAACUUCGCAUGUACACAGCGUUCUCUAUUCAACUGCUGAGACACCUACAACUGCUUGAUGAAAAUUGCUACGCCAAGAAUUUGGCUGGUUUUGCGGCUUCAUUAGCAGAAGUGAAUGCGGAACCCGGAAAUCUCCUAUUUGUACAUUUGCUGCAGCGAGGUGCUUUACAUGCGAUGCUCAGACAAGCUGAAGAUAAGAUGAAGGCGAAACUGAAGAUGAUUACUGUGCUAGCGAAUUUGUUCGUCCGAUGUCGUUUACCUUACUGGCUUCAAAUGACCGAUAAGAGUAAUUAUCCACCUGAAACGCGUAAUUUGAUAUUCCUCAGUGAUUUGCCCAGUGAAAUGUUAACGCUGGUGAAUGAGUAUAACAAAGUGACCCUCAGUCUUUAUCAUAAAUUCAUGGCAGCUGCAUCAAGCGAUCGAAAACUGUUUGCUCCCGAGUUCUGCCAUGGCCAACAGGACACUUCGAAUCUAUUCAUAACUGAAGAAUUGGUGUCGCCAGUAUUUGAUGGCUAUUCACAUGAUGCGACGUUCUUGCCAAUCAUUGACUUCAAUCAACGUGACCAUCGUGGCAGAAAGAUUCAAUACAAUGCCUUUGCUGUCGCCUUUUACAUGCAUGAAUCUCGACAGAAGUUGCAUUCGAUGAACUGUAUUCACGUGAACGAAAUGUGGUACCUCCUUCAUGAUUUUAUCCGUAUCAUACAACGACUGGCCGAAGGACUGGAGGCUGUUGCAAGACAACAAGAUCCGGUUGCGGAGUUAUUGCGUGAAAUCCAUACGGAGUACUACUCGAAGUUCUGCAGUGCAUUCGGAAUGAAGAGCAAAAACUAA
Molecule: messenger RNA, 4371 nt
Organism: Cooperia oncophora
Lineage: Eukaryota; Metazoa; Nematoda; Chromadorea; Rhabditida; Trichostrongylidae
Source: the annotation of a GenBank genome assembly